Neoarius graeffei (lesser salmon catfish) is the source of this 432-nucleotide messenger RNA. RefSeq names its product neuritin 1b (gene nrn1b). Gene Ontology annotation, biological process: nervous system development; neuron projection extension. The record is from RefSeq and is a predicted model, not a curated record. The transcript has 3 exons. Gene Ontology annotation, cellular component: plasma membrane. Bases 1 to 432 code for a protein of 143 amino acids. NCBI's taxonomy places the organism in Eukaryota, Metazoa, Chordata, Actinopteri, Siluriformes, Ariidae.
AUGGGAUUUACUCGAACUGACAGACCCGGCUCACUUCUCUGGUUCCUGCAUUUAGCGUCUUUGCUUCAAGCAGUGAGCUCUGCAGAGGCAUGUGAGACCGUGUUUAAGGGUUUCUCAGACUGUUUGCUCAGCUUUGGAAGAAACAUGGUGAAUUAUCCUCAGGACCUGGACGACCUGGAAAACCUGCACACCGUCUGCUCAUACUGGGAUGAUUUUCUGUCGUGCACCUCUGCCGCGGUUGCAGAUUGUCAAGACGAAGCAGUGGAGCUUUGGGAAAAGCUCAAAGUGCCGUCUGGGAGUCUGAACUACAGGGGAAGUCUGUUUCACCUGUGCUCUAAAGAGAAUGGAACAUCACGACUCGGGUUUAUCCUGGAACUGAUAGUUUGGACCAUGACUCUGUCCAAAUUGGUGAUGUGGGCCAUUUUUGAAUGA